AUGAGUGGUGCUACCUCGCCAGACAUUGUUCCGAGCACGCCCGCUACCACACCGCCAACAAAUACUUCACCAGAAUGUAGUAGGGCAAGCAGUGUAUUGGGGGACCCAGUUAAGGAAGAAACAGUUCCAGAAAACAAUGACUCGCUGUCCAUGAGCGAAACGGAAAUGGAGAAGCGGUUAUCUCGUUUACAAUUCGUCCUCGACCGCUCAGCAGUGUUCUCAACCAUUCUAAAAAACCGAAUGGACGAGGAGAAGGCAAGGCAGGCCGCCCUCCAAGCUGAGAAGAGAAAAGAACAGACCGGGAAGAAGCGCGGCCGUUCUGCAGUCCAAUCAUCACCUAAAGGAAAACGCAAAAAGGGCGCGAACGGAAACGCUGUUCCCAUAGAAGAGCCAGAAGUCGAGGAUGGCGAGGGUGCUGUUUUCCAGCAACCGGCACUCAUUACGGGUGCCAAACUCAAACCAUACCAGCUGGAAGGAUUACAGUGGAUGGUGUCUCUUGAUCAGAAUGGUAUUUCUGGUAUUUUAGCGGACGAAAUGGGUCUUGGAAAGACUUUGCAAACGAUUGCCUUUAGUGCAUACCUGCGCGAGCAUCACAACUCCAGACCGUUUCUCAUCGUCUGCCCGCUCAGUGUGCUUCACAACUGGGUAGAUGAAUACAAGAAGUUCGCUCCUGACAUUCCUGUCUGCAUGUAUCAUGGUACCCCAGAAGAACGAGCUGAACUUCGACGGACAGUAAUGUCACUGUCUGGGAAUGAAGUUGCGGCCCCCAAGCCCAAGGCUAAAACUCCAAAGAAGAAGACACCUGUCCAGGCGACGCGCAAAUCCGACAGGACCGCCAAACCUGUAGCAGAGACAUCGUCUACGGGAUCAAAAAGGCGCGGACGCCCCAGAAAGUCGAAAGUUGUCGAAGACGAAGAUGAAGAAAGGGAAACAAUGGAUGUCGAUAAAGAGGUUGAGGAGGUCGAACCUAUCACGUUCCCCAUCGUAUUAACGACGUACGAAAUGAUUAUCAAAGACCGAACCUACCUCUCUCAUUACGACUGGGGCUACAUUGUCGUUGAUGAAGGGCAUAGGUUAAAGAAUCUCGACUGCAAACUGAUGAAGGAAAUCAAGAAAUACCAGAGUGCCGGACGAAUGAUUUUGACUGGCACACCGUUGCAUAAUAAUUUGGGUGAAUUGUGGGCACUUCUCAAUUUCAUCUUGCCGGACAUUUUCGAUGACGUCGACACUUUUGAAGAAUGGUUCGACUUGCCUCAACUACAAUCUUCCUUACCAACGUCUCAAUCAUCUCAAAUCAUUUCCUCCCUCCACGCCAUAUUGAAACCCUUCCUCUUGCGACGGCUUAAAGUCGACGUUGAAACAAACUUACCUCCCAAGAAAGAAUAUGUCCUUUAUGCACCCCUCAGUAUGCGACAAAGAGAGGCAUACGACCGCGUUCUAGAUGGCGGACUCAGGAAGUGGCUGAUUCAAGGCGGCACAUCGGGCGUUGAAAUCCCGGUAGACACAGAUGAGUGCGUGGCGGUGAAGAAGGAGGAAGAUGCAGAUGGCAAGGUACCCGACAACGACAGCAAGGAGGAAGAGGACAAGCAGGAGGGCACUUCGAAACGGCGUGCAUCGACGCGGUUCGUAAAGGGCGGCCGGAAGAGCUAUGCUGUCGAUGGAAGUGACCGCGAGUACUUUAAGAUGCUGGAGCGCGGUGAGCUUGAUGAACGUGGGCUUAAGGUCACCAAGACAAAGGAAGAAGCAGCGGAGGAAGAGGCGAGGAUAGGGAGGGAGCAUCAGGAGCGGACGAAAGACCCAAACACAAUGUACCCUGUCUUGGGCGAGGAGCUCGUCAACGCGAGCGGAAAGAUGAUGGUUCUCGACCGACUGCUCAGAGAGUUGUUCAAGCGGAAGCAUAAAGUGUUACUUUUCAGUCAGUUCACGACUAUGCUCGACAUCAUUGAAGAUUGGGCGGUUGAUUAUAUGGGUUGGCCAAUUUGCCGCAUAGACGGUUCAACAGCGCCGCAGGAAAGAAGAGAACAGAUGAACAAGUUCCAGAACGGGGGCGAUGACCCGAAUGCGCCCUGUCUUUUCUUGCUCAGCACCCGCGCCGGAGGCUUGGGUAUAAAUCUGGUCGCUGCCGAUACCGUCAUUUUCUACGACCAGGAUUGGAAUCCUCAGAUGGAUGCGCAAGCACAGGACCGCGCGCAUCGCAUUGGACAAACUAAACCUGUGCUGAUAUAUAGGCUGGUUAGUGCGCACACCAUUGAGACCAAGAUCAUGCAACGUGCUACAGAGAAGCGCAAACUUGAGGCGCUUGUGAUCGCCAAAGGCAAAUUUAGGAAGCCAGCUGCAGCCGCUGCGAACCCGAAGCGCGAAACGAUGGCGGACAUGGCCGCUUCGUUGUUGCGUCUGGAAGGAGAGAAAAUCGACGUCGUGCCCAACACCAAAGAGGGCAAGCAAGGGGUUCUGAGCGACGAGGAUCUUGAUCUUCUGCUUGACCGCAGACCGGAGGUGUUUGCGGAGCGCGGGCAAGGGUGGACCUCGGGUGGUGUGCGCGCGGUCGCGGGAGGCACAGCUGUCACUGGGGGCGUCACCACGGGUGUCGGUGCGACUGGUGGUGACGAGGAGAGCGCGGCUGGUCAAAUUGAUCACUCUGCGAUGGGUGCUGGGAAGAAGGCUGCGUUUGCUGUGUAUGAAGCACCUGCUGAAGAGGGAAAUGAUGCGCUUGCGAAGAUGAUGGCGGAAGUGGAGGAGGCGUCGUAA
This is a messenger RNA of Psilocybe cubensis, 2748 nucleotides long. RefSeq lists its product as uncharacterized. The record is from RefSeq and is a predicted model, not a curated record. NCBI's taxonomy places the organism in Eukaryota, Fungi, Basidiomycota, Agaricomycetes, Agaricales, Agrocybaceae. Gene Ontology annotation, molecular function: DNA binding; ATP-dependent chromatin remodeler activity; ATP binding. Gene Ontology annotation, cellular component: nucleus. Bases 1 to 2748 code for a protein of 915 amino acids. The transcript has 12 exons.